This is a messenger RNA of Mus musculus (house mouse), 1345 nucleotides long. It is a transcript of the gene Tmub1, whose product is annotated as transmembrane and ubiquitin-like domain containing 1. Gene Ontology annotation, cellular component: recycling endosome; nucleolus; nucleus. The transcript has 3 exons. Gene Ontology annotation, biological process: ERAD pathway. The record is from RefSeq and is a predicted model, not a curated record. NCBI's taxonomy places the organism in Eukaryota, Metazoa, Chordata, Mammalia, Rodentia, Muridae. The coding region runs from base 149 to 886 and encodes 245 amino acids.
GGGCCGCGGCAGCAGGGAAGGAGAGGGACCUCAGGUGUCUGCGACCUCGGUGCCUUCGGCCCGGAAGUGCCCGAGGAGCCGAGAUGGAGCUGGUGGAGCUGGGCGGUGAGUCGCUCUCCUUAGCACCUCUGGCAGCAGCACGGGUGCCAUGGCCUUGAUUGAAGGCGUAGGCGAUGAGGUGACUGUCCUUUUUGCGGUGCUUGCUUGCCUUCUGGUGCUGGCCCUCGCCUGGGUCUCAACACAUACCACUGAGAGUACAGACCCCCAACCACAGCCGCCGGGGACCACAACACCAGCACAGCCCAGUGAAGCCAUGUCAGCCUCUGACAGCAUCAGAGAGGAGGCCCCAGGGGCUGAGAGUCCCAGCCUGAGACACAGAGGUCCAUCUGCACAGCCAGAGCCUGACACAGGGGUCACAGCAUCAACACCUCCAGACUCUCCGCAGGAACCCCUACUUCUACGGUUGAAAUUUCUCAAUGACUCUGAGCAGGUAGCCAGGGCCUGGCCUCAGGACACCAUUGGCUCCUUAAAAAGGACCCAGUUUCCAGGCCAGGAACAGCAGGUUCGGCUCAUCUACCAAGGUCAACUGCUAGGAGACGACACUCAGACACUAGGCAGUCUCCACCUGCCCCCCAACUGCGUUCUCCACUGCCACGUGUCCACGAGAGUCGGUCCCCCACAUCCUCCCUGCCCACCGGGGUCAGAGCCCGGCCCCUCCGGGCUGGAAAUCGGCAGCCUUCUGUUGCCCCUGCUGCUUCUGCUGCUGCUCCUGCUCUGGUACUGCCAGAUCCAGUACCGGCCCUUCUUUCCCCUGACCGCUACCCUGGGUCUGGCCGGCUUCACCCUGCUCCUCAGUCUCCUGGCCUUUGCCAUGUAUCGGCCGUAGUGCCUCCACGGGCUUUUGGCAGUGUAGCCAGCCCCUCUGGACCUCAUUCCCCAAGGCGCAAAGGGAGCUGCUGUCUGCCCAGGCCCACUUCACCCGCUGCCUGUCUUUUCCCACUACCCUGGAGCCCAGCUUUGCGCCGCAGAGGACUUCGGGUGUUAGCGGAGGCCGCUCCGUGUGAUCUUCAUAGCUCUAGGCCAUCUCCUGGGGCUGCUGGACCUCAGCCUUCGCUGGCAGUGGGCUCUUCUGGAUCAGGCACUUGCUGUCGCUGCCUUGGCCGCCAGGGCACCCCAAUGGGCCCAUCUUAGUGUGCUGACAGAGGAUCUAGAUACUUCUAGUUUCAAAGAGCUGCCUAGGCUGAAUUGGAAACUGGUGGACUGGGAGACUGGUGAAGGGGAAUCGAGAGGGGCAGAGUUGUUUUCUGGAAUUUGUGCAGAUUAAAGAAACUGUGACGUUUUCCUA